Molecule: messenger RNA, 3158 nt
Organism: Chroicocephalus ridibundus (black-headed gull)
Lineage: Eukaryota; Metazoa; Chordata; Aves; Charadriiformes; Laridae
Gene: ARCN1
Product: archain 1
Exons: 10
Coding region: 121-1653 (510 amino acids)
Biological process (GO): Golgi localization; retrograde vesicle-mediated transport, Golgi to endoplasmic reticulum; endoplasmic reticulum to Golgi vesicle-mediated transport
Cellular component (GO): COPI vesicle coat
Source: RefSeq, a predicted model, not a curated record
CCACUUCCGGAUGGGGACGUGGCUCGGCGCCGCCAUCUUGUGGGGCUGACCGAGGGGACGCGGAGCGGCUGGGGAGCCAGCGCCGAGCCCAGCGCCCAGCCCAGCGCCGCCGCCGCCGCCAUGGUGCUGUUGGCAGCAGCCGUCUGCACAAAGGCGGGGAAGGCCAUCGUCUCCCGGCAGUUCGUGGAGAUGACUCGGACCCGCAUCGAGGGGCUGCUGGCGGCUUUCCCGAAGUUGAUGAACACGGGGAAGCAGCACACUUUUGUGGAAACAGAGAGCGUGCGGUACGUCUAUCAGCCCAUGGAGAAGCUCUACAUGGUGCUGAUCACCACCAAGAACAGCAACAUCCUGGAAGACCUAGAAACACUCCGACUCUUCUCUAGAGUGAUCCCUGAAUAUUGUCGAGCGCUGGAGGAGAAUGAGAUCUCCGAACACUGCUUCGACCUGAUUUUUGCCUUUGAUGAAAUUGUUGCCCUGGGCUACCGUGAGAACGUAAACCUGGCACAAAUUCGGACCUUCACGGAGAUGGACUCGCAUGAAGAAAAGGUGUUCCGAGCUGUCCGAGAGACUCAGGAGCGUGAAGCAAAAGCCGAGAUGCGCCGUAAAGCCAAGGAAUUGCAGCAGGCCAGGAGGGACGCAGAGAGACAGGGCAAAAAGGCACCCGGUUUCGGUGGCUUUGGUAGCUCGGCUGUGUCUGGGGGCACAACGGCGGCAAUGAUCACGGAGACCAUCAUUGAAACGGAGAAGCCCAAAGUGGCACCAGCGCCUGCCAGGCCUUCGGGUCCCAGUAAAGCCUUGAAACUUGGCGCUAAGGGGAAGGAGGUGGACAACUUCGUGGACAAGCUGAAAUCGGAAGGAGAAAAUAUCAUGACUGCCGUAGGCAAGCGCUCUACGGAAGCAGCCAAAGUUCUUGCUCCUCCCGUUAACAUGGAGAGCGUGCACAUGAAAAUAGAGGAGAAAAUUUCCUUGACUUGUGGCCGUGACGGAGGGUUGCAGAACAUGGAGCUGCAUGGCAUGAUCAUGCUGCACAUUUCCGAUGAAAAGUUUGCACGGAUUCGCCUGCAUGUAGAAAACGAAGACAAGCGGGGAGUGCAGCUACAGACCCACCCGAACGUGGACAAGAAGCUCUUCACUGCAGAGUCGCAGAUCGGUUUGAAGAACCCAGAGAAGUCAUUCCCUAUUAACAGCGACGUGGGCGUGCUGAAGUGGCGGUUGCAGACCACAGAAGAGUCCUUCAUUCCAUUGACAAUUAACUGCUGGCCGUCAGAAAGCGGGAACAGUUGUGAUGUUAACAUUGAAUACGAGUUGCAAGAGGAGAGCCUAGAGCUGAACGACGUGAUCAUCACCAUCCCCUUGCCGUCUGGCGUCGGCGCCCCCGUGAUUGGGGAGAUCGAUGGUGAGUAUCGCCACGACAGCCGGAGAAAUCUCCUGGAGUGGUGCCUGCCAGUGAUAGAUGCCAAAAACAAGAGCGGCAGCCUGGAGUUCAGCAUAGCAGGGCAGCCCAACGACUUCUUCCCGGUGCAAGUCUCCUUCGUCUCCAAAAAGAACUAUUGCAACAUCCAGGUUACCAAAGUGACCCAGGUAGACGGGAACAGCCCUGUAAGGUUUUCUACUGAAACCACCUUCCUGGUGGACAAGUACGAAAUCCUGUAACGCCAGCCGUGGGGAAUCGCAAAGGAAGAAAUUUUUAAAUUAAAAAAAAAAAAAAGAGGCCGAAGUUUAUUCUGAAUGUUGGGAACGCCGCAGCCCCCUCUCUGCUGAGACGCGUGGCUCUGUCUGCCAUCUGCAGCGUUCCUGGGCCACAGACAUUUUUGGCAGAGAAGUGACGUGCUCACGGGGGGAAAGGCUACAAAUUUCUUUGGCAGAUUUUUACCGGCCGGCAGAAAAGCAAGAUCUCCGCAGAGAACCUGGCUUUGACACGUCCCCUUCUCCCCUGCAGACCACCGGAGCUCAGCCCCGGAGCCCACCAGACAUCGUUCUCUUCCUUUCUCAAGCGUCACACGCUGUUCCGUUGUUGGUGCUGCCAUUUUAAUUUCUCCUCGGCCUUCAACUCUCGUUUCCGUCGGUGAAAGCAUUACGAUACCGUGCUGGGGGUCGCCUUGCUUCUCUGGACCCCUCCGUCUGGUGGAAGCGGAGCGAGAUGGCCUCGGUUUCGAAGGUUGGGGGGUUGUGGCAGGGGCGUGGGGUGGGGAAGGGGGACUCGGGGCUUCACUCCUGUCGCCCUGCACGGUUACUGCUCUCUCCGGCCCUGCUGCACGGGGCGGCCCGAGGCCUGGGGGGGCUCUGAGGUAGCACAGGCUGUGGCUCCGGAUGCUCUUGCUCCUGCUGCAGGGGGGAGAGCGGCCGGAAGGGGCUUCCUUGCGCACGGGUGGGCUUUGGAGGCAGUUCAAUGAGGUUAGAACCAGCUGUGUGUCCUUCCUAGGCCCUUUUGGGAGGUGGAGGGCUCUGCCUGCCCCAGCGCAAGCAGCCGCGGGCACCGGGUAACGGCCUGGGUGUCAGUACCUGUCCCAGACUGGUCUCGUCCCUGCGCUUGCGGAUGGGGAGAAUGAAACGCUGGUUUCCGGGAAGCGUUCAGGGCUAAUCCCAGCACAGGCAGCACCCCGGUGUGGUGCGGGCUGUCCCAGAGCCGCUGCUCCUCCUGCGGCCCCCUCCGGCAGAGCUGUGCUCCCCCAGAGCUCCUCACCCACGUCGCGGCCACCCCUGAGGGCUGUAGGGGACGCGCCUGAUGCCGCCGAGGGUCCUGAGCGCCCAGGUGCAAAUCAAACGCCCUCACACCGUACUGUGCUCCCGAGAGAGCCCUGCUGGGGGAGCGGGCUGUCUCUGUUCCCCGGGGUCCUCUGCCAAAGAAGUUGGUGGUCUCUCCUCCCCAGGGGGGCGGGGGGGCAAACCCUGGCCCUAGCGAAGUAGGUGACGAAUCCCGUUAACUCGCUCGCGUUCGAGAGUUGCUUGUCUGUAUGAUUUUAAAAUGGAGGCGAGGUUAGUUCAAGCAUCCAAGGAGCUUUUGUUUCUUUAUUGAAUCUGUCGGAGGGUAAUAUUUAAACCGAGCCGAGAUUCCCCCCCCCUUUUUGUAACCCUGUUCGAUACUGGCCUAGGGCAUAGAGCACAUUCCAGUGUACACAGAAUACGAGUCUUUAAUCAAAUAAAGUAUUGUCAAAGGA